UAUUACGAAAAGCUUACGAAGAGAAACGAAACUUUCCGAAUGUUAAACUGAUAACUUAGACGUUAGUUACCACGCAAAUACGAAGAGUGUGCUACUGCUGUGAGGAGUGUCUUAAGGUCUUCCAGUGAUGGGUGAUAAUGACGUUAUUGGACUUGACGACCAUCUUGAAAUAAGUUUGGAAGGUAUCAGACAAGUUCUUACAAGGGAAAUACCGCCUUACAUUCUAUCCCGACGACAAACAUUCCAGUUAGGACCAUCUGAUACAGACUUCGUAUGUUACAAAGUGUUGAAUUGCCACUUCACGUCAUUGUUGUCUUCGAAAUCUGUAGGUAAUAUGACGUUCGAUACAUAUCGUGCUGAAAUAGAGAUGGAGGAAAGUAGAAGUAUUAAAUUAGAUGGUGAGGAAAGUCGUGAGGUUGUGAUAAAAGAGACCUUAAUAGUGAAGACGAUUAAGGGUAAUUCAGGUUCUCGAGAUAUGUAUGACUCGAAACGCCUGUUUUAUGUGGAAAGUAAGAUGUUCAGUGAUAUUAUACCGUUAUUACUUUCGUCACCAUUUACAGCUGCUUAUUACAACCGGGAAUCUUCAAGCAACCUUUGCAAAUCGCACUUUUUAUUUCCCAAAUGCUACUAUUCAUGUAGAAAAUUUAAGGACUCCCUGAUUGUACUUGAAGAUAUUCAGCAGAGUGGAUACAAACUUGUAAGAAAUAACUCACAGUUUAUGGACUUUAACCACAUAGUUCUUGCCUUGGAAGGUCUGGCAAGGUUUCACGCUUUAUCGUAUGCAAUGAAGAAGAAGGACCCUCAGAGUUUCUACAGCCGUGUGGUACAGGAAGUCGUACCAGGAAAGAAAUACCGUGCAGAAGACAAAGCCAGAGAAAAAUUGUAUGCUUAUGCUUACUUGAAGACUCUGCAGUUUGCAGCCCUCCAGCCGCUAGAAAUGUUUGCAGUAAAGUACCGUAACACAGAUGACAAGUAUGAUUCGGGAGCAGAGCGUUUAAAAACUUUGUUGCAAGAUACUGUGGGUGUCAUUCGCGAACUGCUCAUUCCAAAAGAACCACUUGCAGUACUAUGUCACGGAAAUUUUAACAUAAAUAACAUUCUUUUCCGGUACGAUACAGACGAGAAACCUACCGAAGUGAAAUUCACGGACUUCCAAAACGCCCACUAUGCUUCUCCAGCAAUAGACUUGUCUUUGUUCCUGUUUCUGAAUGCUAGUCCCGAGCUCAGGGCUGAACGUCGGGUGCAGUUGUUCUCUUCCUAUCAUCUGACUCUCCUGAAGGCGAUGUCUGAAUUUAUGGACUGUGCAGAGGAGGAGCUGUUACCUGAGUAUAGUAUAGAAGCUUUCAAGGAAGAAUUUUCCAGACAUGCAGUUUAUGGCUACAUUCUAACAGCUGGUUUUGUGGCUUCGGCACCAUCAAAGCGAAUUCAUAUUCACAAGAUAUUUGAAAUGUUUAACGAUGGUUUGCCUUUGAGAGAAAAUAUCGACAAGUCUAUUAGAGAAAAUUUAAAAUUGGAAGGGGAAGAAGUAACUUACAGAUUGGUUUUAUUGAUAAAAGAAAUGGUGGAUGAAGGAUACUUGUAGCCGCCACUCCGAUUAGUUUCCAUGACUUUUUGGUAUUUUCUUUAAGUACUAUGAAACGUUACAGAAAAUUGACUGUUUUGUGUUCUUAGAACUUGAAAAAUAACCAUGAAAUCACAAAUAUUGUUCAUUUAACUAGUGUGCACACAUAUUAAUAAAUUACAAGUAACUUUGUGUACUCUGAAACUUUAAGUCAUCUGUAUGUUGUUUUAAAGCAGUGCCAAAUAAUGUUGCUGUAAAAAUGUAGAAAUAAAUUUGGAAUUUAACUAAUUCCUAUAAGAAGGAAAAUGAUCACUAUUUGUUCUGAGAAUCUUACGAAACACAAGGGCAAAAUAUGCAGUUAUUAAUUCUUAACGCAGGUGGUAUAUAAUUGUAAGAUUGUUUUGUGAAGUUCAGCUACAUCUUUCAGUGUUACUAAUUGCUGGCUACGCCCGCAUGCAAUGAAAAUAUUAACAGCUUAAUCCUUGCCCUUUCUUGAAGAAAAAGUUAACUGUCGGUCUUAGGGGUCACAGUGCUUUCUAGGGUCAUGACCGGUUUUUGUAAAAGGAACCAUUGUCACAGAAAAUCACGAUUUUCAUUUCUGUGGAGUUCUACACGUAUAGUAUCACGAAGGGACGUAUCGGUCCAAUUACAGAUUUCGUUAUAAAACUCUUGGAGCUUUGGAGGCGGGGUUAAAUUUAAUAUUGUAUGAUUCACUAAGCUUCCGGAGAGUUAGUUUAGGGGCUUCUAGGCCGCCAGCCUUUGAAUUUAUAACAUUGAAGCAGGCAGAUGUGCUUCAAUGCUUGAACCAGUUCGUCCGACAUCCUUUGAUUAUUUUUACUUUGUGGCCAUCUCCUAUUUCCUCUGCAAAAGUCUCGAAGCAGCACGAAAUACACAUGUGAACCCGGAGAUUUAGACUUUGAAGUGGGGAUCUCAUGUCUCUUGUUCACCCUAGAACCAG
Zootermopsis nevadensis is the source of this 2519-nucleotide messenger RNA. RefSeq lists its product as uncharacterized. The record is from RefSeq and is a predicted model, not a curated record. NCBI's taxonomy places the organism in Eukaryota, Metazoa, Arthropoda, Insecta, Blattodea, Termopsidae.